GAGGAGAUGGCCAAGGCCCGGAAGGGUGCCGAGGAGAAGGCCGCGCGGCUGGAGGAGGGGCACAAGGAGUGCGAUCAGCUGAUCCUGCAGACCGACACACUUGCCCUCCGCCUCUUUCCGGACUCGCAGAGGUAUGCCGUCAAGAAGGUCGACGCGCAGCGCAAGGACAAAGGCCAAGCGGAUCUUACCGUGCCAUGGACGCCCAAGGACCAUCUGGUCGCGCUUAACGCGCGGGUGUCCCAUAUGCGCUGCAUAGACCGCAAUCUUUCGGACAUCCCUGAUGUAGCUACCCAGCUAUACAGGACUUUAUGGCCUGGCGAGGAGGUGCCGGACACCUUCUCCCUCAUCAACGACCGUCUGAAAGGUGCCGGCAGGAGGAUCCGCGAGUGGCAGUGCUCUGCUGCCCGCGCUGGAGCGGACUCCGCCCUCCGCGUCGCCUUGCCGGAGGCCCUAAGGGAAUUCCUUGGCGAUGAUUAUAUCAACUUCUCCGGUGCUGCCAUCGGUAACAAUGUGAAGAUGCUCAAGUAA
This is a messenger RNA of Lolium perenne, 528 nucleotides long. NCBI's taxonomy places the organism in Eukaryota, Viridiplantae, Streptophyta, Magnoliopsida, Poales, Poaceae. The record is from RefSeq and is a predicted model, not a curated record.